This is a messenger RNA of Penicillium vulpinum, 1428 nucleotides long. Its product is annotated as WD repeat PRP19 family protein. The record is from RefSeq and is a predicted model, not a curated record. Gene Ontology annotation, molecular function: ubiquitin protein ligase activity; protein binding. Bases 1 to 1428 code for a protein of 475 amino acids. Gene Ontology annotation, cellular component: U2-type catalytic step 1 spliceosome; Prp19 complex; cytoplasm. Lineage: Eukaryota; Fungi; Ascomycota; Eurotiomycetes; Eurotiales; Aspergillaceae. The transcript is spliced from 5 exons. Gene Ontology annotation, biological process: DNA repair; mRNA splicing, via spliceosome; protein ubiquitination.
AUGCUUUGUGCUAUCUCCGGAGAAGCACCUCAAGUGCCCGUCGUCUCUACCAAGAGCGGCAGCGUAUUUGAAAAGCGCCUCAUUGAGGCAUACAUUGCCGAGCAUGGCAAAGAUCCUGUGAACGGCGAGGAUCUUACCACCGACGAUCUGAUCGAGCUCAAGUCGCAACGCGUUGUCCGACCCCGGCCCCCUACCCUCACAUCAAUCCCGUCUCUUCUGAGCGUUUUCCAAGAAGAAUGGGAUGCUUUGGCUCUUGAAACUUUCACUUUGCAGCAAAAUCUAGCACAGACAAGGCGCGAGCUCAGUGCGGCACUCUACCAGCACGAUGCCGCAGUGCGAGUGAUCGCGCGUAUAACCCAGGAGAGGGAUGAGGCCCGCCAGGCACUUUCGAACGUUUCCGUUAGUGUCAGUCGCUCUGGAGGCGACGAGGCUAUGCAGGUGGACUCUACGGACUUGCCCCAGGCAGUCUUGGAACGAAUUGAGAACACACAGGCAGCGCUAUCUAAGACCCGGCGUAAGCGCGCGGUCCCUGAGGGAUGGGCCUCAAGCGAGGCUAUUUCCACAUUUAAACCAACUGAAACCUCCGAACCUCUCUAUCCCGGUGGCCGCGCUUUGUCUAUCAAUUCGACUGGUGACCUGGCUCUUGUUGGCGGUGUUGACGGCGUGGUUGGUGUUUACUCGCUUUCCCAGAAGAAUGUCGUACAGACCCUCAAGACAGAUGGCCCGGUCACCGAUGCGACUUGGGCAGGAAACAAGGCCAUCGUUGGCUCCUCUACUGGUUCCGUCAAGGUCUUUGAGAAUGGCGCAGAGGUUGCAAGCUUCGCCUCCCAUGCUGGUGAGGUGACGGCUGUCACAGUACACGCUACUGGCGAUAUUGUUGCCUCUGUUGGUGUCGAUAAGAGUUAUGUGCUUUAUGAUCUCGCCACAAACACUGUUGUUUCCCAGAUUUUCUGCGAUGCAGCUCUACUGUCUGUCAACUUCCACCCAGAUGGCCACCUGAUCGCGGCCGGUGGCGCAGAUGGACAAGUCAAAAUCUUUGAUGUCAAGACGGGCGCCGCUGCUGCGGACUAUGCCAUGUCAGGACCAGUCAAAUGCUUGUUCUUCUCUGAGAACGGCACUUACCUCGCCGCAGUGGCUGCACAGUCCACCACUGUAUCGAUCUGGGAUCUUCGCAGCUCCAAGGAAACCAAGGUACUGGACACCGGAAGCCAGAUUGAGUCGAUCUUCUGGGACUACACUGGCCAAUUCCUCUUGACUGGUGGGCCUAGCGGAGUGACUGUCCAGCAAUACUCCAAGGCAUCCAAGGCAUGGUCAGAGCCUCUACGGAGUGCAGUCCCUGCUACCUCGGUUGCUUGGGGAUCAGCUGCUCAGAGUAUUGUGGCAUUGAAUGAGGCGGGAGCGGUCACAGUGCUGACGGCACAGUCAUGA